UGCCAGUGAAUCAGUCAGCUAGUGGAGGCAGCCUAGGAACCGCCAGCAGAAGAUACAAGUAAGGCAGUCAAAGCAGAGACCCAAGAUGUGGUGCCUCCUUAUGCUGCUGGGCUUCCAAGGAAUUGCCUUUUCGGCAGGAUUCCCCUCCACUCUCAACUCAGAGGAAAUCCAGAAAAGGAAGCCUCGCAACCCCGAAUGCUUCAUGAACGUUAGUGAAAUUAUCAGAUAUCACGGGUACCCCAGCGAGGAGUAUGAAGUUACUACUGAGGAUGGAUACAUUCUUCGUGUUUUCAGAAUUCCUGGUGGAAGGAACAGCCCAAAUACAGGGCAAAAGCCUGUAGUCUUCCUACAGCAUGCUCUUCUAGGAGACUCUACCCACUGGAUUUCUAACCUGCCCAACAACAGCCUUGGCUUCAUCCUAGCAGAUGCCGGCUAUGAUGUCUGGAUGGGAAACAGCCGAGGGAACACUUGGUCUUCAAAACACAAGACCCUUAAGCCUUCCCAGAAGGAGUUCUGGCAGUUCAGCUUCGAUGAGAUGGGUAAAUAUGAUCUUCCGGCAGAGCUGUACUUCGCCAUGAAUAAAACUGGACAGAAACAUGUGUAUUACAUUGGUCACUCUGAAGGCACAGCAAUAGGGUUCAUAGCAUUUUCUACAUACCAUGAGUUGGCUCAAAGGGUCAAAGUGUUCUUUGCUGUGGGCCCAGUAGCCACAUGCACACACAGUACAAGCCCUUUGAUUAAGUUAACAAGUGUUCCUGAAUCACUACUCAGGCUAGCAUUUGGCUGGAAAGGAGCAAUGCACCAGAUUGAAUUUCUGAAAGGACCUGUGACGCAGCUCUGUACAAGUCUGGACAAGCUUUGUGGCCGUAUAAUCGCUUACAUAGCUGGAGGCAGCAUACAAAAUCUGAAUAUGAGUCGAAUAGAUGCAUACGUAGCACAUUCCCCAGCUGGGACAUCGGUUCAGAACAUCAUUCAUUGGCAUCAGCUAAGAUGUGCAGACCAGUUUCAAGCUUAUGACUAUGGCGCUAAGGAAAACAUGAAGAAAUACAACCAGUCUACUCCUCCUGUGUAUGAGAUAGAGAAGAUGAACACAGCAGUUGCUGUUUGGAGUGGUGGACGCGACAAGUUUGCAGAUCCAAAAGACAUGGCAAAGCUACUUCCUCGGAUCACUAAGCUUAUUUACCAUGAGGAUUUUCCUGAUUGGGGACACCUAGAUUUCAUCUGGGGCCUUGAUGCAACUAAGAGAAUGUACUGGAAAAUCCUUGACAUAAUAAGAAAAUAUCUUUGAAACCAUAUGCAGAGAGCUGAUCCACCCAGUAAAAGCCCGCAAAGAUUUCUGUUUAGCAAUAAGGGCGAUUCCUAGGGAGUAGGUAGACACACACACUGGAUAUUUUUACAGGGGUUUGCCUAGACUGGUUUAUUUCUUGCAUUUCUAAUAGCUCUAGGUUUUCCACAGUGCUACAGUAGUUAGGUGACUGGUG
Dromaius novaehollandiae (emu) is the source of this 1481-nucleotide messenger RNA. Its product is annotated as lysosomal acid lipase/cholesteryl ester hydrolase-like. The transcript is spliced from 10 exons. Gene Ontology annotation, biological process: lipid metabolic process. Bases 86 to 1288 code for a protein of 400 amino acids. Gene Ontology annotation, molecular function: hydrolase activity, acting on ester bonds. The record is from RefSeq and is a predicted model, not a curated record. NCBI's taxonomy places the organism in Eukaryota, Metazoa, Chordata, Aves, Casuariiformes, Dromaiidae.